AUGAAUCCAGAUUCACCAGCAGACCGUAAUGGAAUAUCAUUUGAGACUCUAAGAGAUGGCGCUUCGUGGCCUAUCGAAUUUAAUUCAAACAAUCGCCGCACGUGCGACGCGAAAAGUACACGUAUUCGCGUGCCGGCAAGUAGUGGUUCGGCAUGUAGAAGUCAUGAUAUCGCGAUUAGCUUGGACUGUGCUCCACUUCACACGCGGAUCACGAACUGUAAUCGUAAAUUCGGCUGCGAAGAAGCUAAUAAAAAAAAUACCAGAAUUCGGAAAAUAAAGUCACCAAGUGUACGUUUGAAAAACACAGGCCGGUUCGGUAUUAUUGCCAUUUCCCGUCGUAUACCUGCAUACAUGAAGGGCCCGGCCGACUGCUCCGGCAGCCCGUUUCGUCAUCGAUGUUCGCCGCUCUCGCGAAACGGUGAAUGGUGCAACGCGAUCGCGUCCACGCUGCCCGGCCGCUUCGUAUACGUAUGUAUGUAAACAUACCGUGAGCGAUUCUUUGCUGCGGAAUUCUUCAUGGCGAUUGCACACGUGCCUGUGCGCCUUGUCACGGGAAAACAAAACGCGAUAUAUCGCAACGCGGUAUACAUGGUCAUUUUAAUAUCCUUGUACACGCGAAUUAUGGCGCUUGUCGCAAUUGAGGCAUACAUAGAAAAUGCAUACAGGUUAGUGCAUUUACUUCAUAUGCGUACAGGAUUAUUAAGGCAUUAGGGAUUCUACAUGAAAAAAAGUGAUGU
Molecule: messenger RNA, 737 nt
Organism: Wasmannia auropunctata (little fire ant)
Lineage: Eukaryota; Metazoa; Arthropoda; Insecta; Hymenoptera; Formicidae
Exons: 3
Coding region: 1-480 (159 amino acids)
Source: RefSeq, a predicted model, not a curated record